AGCUAAACUUUGGUAGUUGAAAGUUGAAACUUUGUACCUCUCUCCCCCACUCUAUCUCUCUCUCAAUCUCUCUCUCUCUCUGCAUUGGUCCCCCUGCAAGUCUGCAAGCCUUUCGCCGUCUUCUACGUCCACCGUCCACUUGGAUUCUCUCUCUCUCUCUCUCUCUCUCUGUGAAAUCAUGGGUUCUCUUUGUUCGAGCUCAGUUUUACUAACUCUUAAGAGCUUUUUCUGAUUUACCAUGUGGAUUGGUGUAAUUUGACUAGUUCGAGGAACUCUGAUUUCCCCAAAAUCAAGUUUCUUGUAUCCCUUUUGUUAAUGCCCUGUGUGUAUAUGAUUAUAUUUCUAGCUGGGUAUUAUUGGGUAUUAUUGGGUUGUGCAGAUUUUCGGGUGUUCUUCAAGUUUAGAUUGUUGGGUAGUUGGGGUUUUGCUUAAGAUUGUUGAUUAAUUUAAGGAGAUGUAAUCUCUUUUCUGGGUUUUUCGUUUAAUUACUAAAAAAAGUGAAAAGAACUAAUUUUUAACUCAAAGGAGCUCAAAUUAGAGGUUUUUUAGGGAUCUUUGGCAGCCAUUAAAGAAUUAAUUUGACUGCUCACUUUUAUGUUUAUAAAACUAAGUUGUAUAUUUUAUUUUACUUACUGAUAGAGACUUUAGUAUUUAAAGAAAGAUUUUAUUCUGUAAAUUAUAACUGCAAGGAAUAUAAUUUCUUUUCUUUUUUUCCACUAUAAGUUGAACUGGGACUGUCUUAUAGUGGGGUUUUGGUUGGGAGUUUACGUCUUCAAACACUCUUGCCUCUUGGCAUUAUAUAUAUAUAUACAUACUAUAUACUUAUUUAUGGUGCUUUGAACUCGACACCUAGAUCAAGCCUACUGUGUAGAAGCUACCAAUAAUGGCUAUGUUCUUGAAGCUUUGUGGAAAUUCAGAAUAACACAGUGCUUUACAGCUCUUCACCAUGCCUUUGUCCGAGCUUUAUCGGAUGGCCGGGAGGGUUGAUUCAAGUCAAGAUUUUGAACCUGUAAAUGACUUUGUUGAGCUAGUAUGGGAAAAUGGUCAAAUUAUGAUGCAAGGCCAGUCUAGUAGAACUAGAAAGAGUCCAACUUGUAAUAAUAGCUUACCUUCUUACAACCCCAAGAAUCGAGAUAAAGAUGUAGGAAAUGGCAACAUUGCGAAGACAGGGAAGUUUGGAUCGGUGGAGUCUGUAUUGGAUGAAAUUCCGUUGUCGGUGCCAUCUUCCGAAAUGGGUUUGAGUGAAGAUGAUGAAAUGUUGCCUUGGUUGAAUUAUUCCAUUGAUGAACCUUUACAUCAUGAAUACUGUCAUGAAUUUUUGCCUGAAUUAUCCACUGUCACUGCAAAUGAGAUUUCCAGCAAUAGCAAUCUUGCCUCAAUGGAUAAAAGGAGUAGUUCUAGUCAGGUAUAUAGGGACUCCAAUACCAACUCUGCACAUGAAGGUGCUUAUUUGGAGCAAAGGAAUGCGCCAAAGGUUACUUCAAUAGAUGGUGCUGAUGUUAGCAGACCUAGAACUGGUACCAGUCAAUUUUACCCAUUAUCAUCACAGCAAUCCCAAUCAUUAUUUCCAUCUUUCAGAUCAAGGGUUUCGGAUAUUGUUGGUGAUAAUACGGGUAGUGCCACCCAUCCUACUGUUUGCAAGAAUUCAACUCAGGUUUCAUCCGCAGGUGUUUUUCCUGGCAUAAAAAUGCAGAGGCAAGAUCCAGUAAUGCCUAGUAAUAAUAAUUCAUCCGUAGUGAACUUUUCCCAUUUCUCACGACCAGCUGCUCUUGUGAAAUCUAAUCUUCAGAGCAUUGGUGCGGUGGCUGGCUCGGGUUUAUCAAGCAUGGAAAGGAUUGGAACUAAGGGCAAGGUUUCAGCUGCAACUAGUAACAAUCCUCCUGAGACAACUCUAAUCGAUUCAAGCAGCGGUUUAGCAAAGGAGUCAAAUUCACAAUGCCAACAUAUUACAGGGACAUCCAAUGUUGAAUUGAAACCAACAGAAGCUAAGCCUCUUGAGGAAUCAUGUGCUGCUAAACAGUCUGAGGCGGCAUGCCAAGAGGAUACCUCUAAGAAUGACACAAACACCAAUCAUAUUCCUUGUGAAAGUGCAAAUAGGGUACUUCGGGAUGGUGAAAAAACUUUGGAGCCUGUCGUUGCUUCUUCUGUUUGCUCAGGCAAUAGUGUGGAGAGAGCUUCAGAUGACCCAACACAUGCUUUGAAGAGAAAAUCUCGUGAUACUGACGAGUCUGAAUGCCAUAGUGACGAUGUGGAGGAAGAAUCUGUGGGGGUGAAAAAAAUAGCUCAUGCUCGGGGCAUGGGUUCGAAGAGAAGCAGAGCAGCAGAAGUGCAUAAUUUAUCAGAAAGGAGGCGAAGGGAUAGAAUCAAUGAGAAGAUGCGUGCUCUACAAGAACUCAUACCCAAUUGCAAUAAGGUGGACAAAGCUUCAAUGCUUGACGAGGCUAUUGAAUAUUUGAAGACACUUCAGCUCCAAGUACAGAUUAUGUCAAUGGGAGCUGGUUUGUAUAUGCCACCAAUGAUGUUUCCAGCAGGAAUGCAACACAUGCAUGCACCCCGUAUGGCUCAUUUCUCGCCCAUGGGUCUUGGAAUGGGAAUGGGGAUGGGAUUAGGCAUGGGUUUUGGGAUGGGUAUGCCCGACAUGAAUGGUGGAUCUUCUGGUUACCCUAUGCUUCAGGUGCCCCCCAUGCAAGGAGCACAUUUCCCUAAUUCACCUAUGGCAGGGCAUGCCUUCAAUGGGAUGAUAGGAUCUAACCUUCAGAUGUUUGGGCUUCCUGGUCAAGGAGUUCCCAUGCCGAUGCAACGGCCGCCCUUAGUUCCUUCAUCAGGAGGUCCCUUUAUGAAGUCAUCUGUAGGACUAAAUGCAUGUGGUGCAGGAGGCCCUAUGGAAAAUGCGGAAUCAGCUCCAGUUUCUGGUUCAAAGGAUUCAGUUCAGAACAUGAACUCUCAAGUCGUGCAAAACACCAAUGCCAAUAGCUCUAUGAAUCAGACAUCUAGUCAGUGCCAAGCAACUAAUGAGGGCUUUGUACAGCCUGCUUUGGUGCGUAAUAAUGUUCAAGCGGCCGAUGUUGAUAACAACAGAGCUAACAGAUCUUCUAACGGAAAUGACGUUGUGCUUAGUAGAACAGCUAGUUAAGCAGUUCUACUUCUAUCUGUGGUUGGAGGAGAGAAAUCGAUGAUGCAGCAUCUUGAGAUUGGAUCUUUUGCUUGUUUCAGAUCCGGGUAGAUACAAUUUAAAGUACAAAGCACCUCUGAGUCGAUCUUGAACCUUUGCAAUAACCAUCUGAAUUAUAAUUUCAGGAGAGCACAAUUACAUGUUGCACAGAUUUUGGUACCUUGAGAAGACUUGAAGUCCCUUCUAGCGUUUGUACAUUCACUUUGUAGCCGGUGAGGUAAUGCAGCAAAGUAUAAGAGUUGAAUAUACCGGAAAUAUAUGUAUCAAAUGUGUGUUUUUGGACAUAUUAUAACAAUUCUUUGAAUUAAUGACAAUGAGAGUAAUGUCUUAAUAAUA
This is a messenger RNA of Prunus avium (sweet cherry), 3508 nucleotides long. It is a transcript of the gene PIF3, whose product is annotated as phytochrome interacting factor 3. Lineage: Eukaryota; Viridiplantae; Streptophyta; Magnoliopsida; Rosales; Rosaceae. Gene Ontology annotation, molecular function: DNA-binding transcription factor activity; protein dimerization activity. Gene Ontology annotation, biological process: regulation of DNA-templated transcription. The record is from RefSeq and is a predicted model, not a curated record.